UCUGACCAUAAAACACAUCCCUCUCACUCUCCGUCCCUGCGCUCGUCUACUCAAUUACUCGCCGGCUCAUAUCUUUCUGGGUUUUCUCAAAUGCCUUCAUCUGCUUCCCUGUCGUCUUAACUCCAUUAUUCUCUGUCUUUUGCGCGUUGUUCAAUUCCUCUUUCUCAUCUGCGUCGGGCGAGCUCCGUGUUGUCUCUGUUUCUCCUUCACCUGCGGACUUGCCUUCGUCUACUGCUCCGGUUCUUCUCUUUCCAUUGUCUCGCACAAAGCGAAAGAGGUAGUGAAGGAGGCGAAAGAAGAGUCUCUUCUUCGCUUGAAGAAAGCCUCUGAGGGCGCUGGUGAGAAAGCCAUGCGACCAGAAAGAAGAAAAGUCAGAGGGCUGUCGAUGUCUCCCUUGUCGUCGAGACAGAAAAAAGGGAGGAAAGCCGAAACGCAUGGGCGACGACGGCUGGACACGCAGAAGCGUGUUCUUUUUCGCAACCUGGAAGUUUUGAAUUUUCUGGAAAGAAUGAAUUUAUGGCGGUGGAAGAAACACGGAGCGAGAGGAGAACGAACAAGUGGUGAAGGAACGAAACGAAAGGAACAGUGUAAUUUUGGAGAAAUGAGAAAUCGGGAGAUACACCGAACGGCAAGACGGGAAGAGGGGUAAACACACUCACCAUGGAGUUCGCUCCUCGUGUUAACAACGGUACGGAGGCUGGGAGAAGGAUUCUCAUAUUUCCGCAAAGCCGGGUCAGAGAAGGACAAAGAAGAACACUGUUCUUGUAUGUGCGUGCACACCAGGAUGGUGGCAGUGCAAAGACGCACAUCAGAGUUUUGAGCCUGUUGGGGUGUCACUCGUGGGCGUAUGAACGAAAGCGACACAAGCAAUGAAUUUCCCGAUCUGUGGCUAAAACACGAAGAUGUUCGGUUUGAAGCACGGAGUGGUGUCCUGGACGAACUCUGCAAGAUGUCUGUUUCUUUUGUCUGCGUUUGUCUCAUUAGACUCAACCAUCAGUGUGCAGAAAGUGUGUCGAUUCGUCUGUGUGAAAAAGCAUAUUUUGCGUGAGGUUGUGGGUAGAUUUCUUUUUCUGUAGAGACAGGCAAAAACGUGCGUUUACAAACCGAGCGCCCGUGUGUGUAAGGACAACAACAUAUACAACCACCAAAAUGUAUACAGAUUUGUGCAUGUAGAGAGAUACAAAUGUGUGUUUCUACAUCCUCUUCGCCUGUUCUUUUUUGGAAUAAAGCAUUGUGGUUCGUAACAUUGGGGCUCUGGUCUUUCGACACCCCGCAACCCAUUCCAGAUCGGAACGGGCACCGAGAAGGGAACAAAUUCGAGAUUGUGAGGGCUGUGUAAACUUAGAAUUGAGGUGUGUCUACACGGGUCCAUGGCAGCAAGUGUGCAUAAACAACCAAUACGAGACAUAGUCUUUCACGUGCAGAAAGCAAAGGUCUUUGUUCGAAAAACACGGGAGGCAUACCGGCGGCAGACCUAGAGAAGAUGAGCACCAGAUACUGACCGUUCAAGUUUUUGAGGACGAUGAACAACCAGGAAACCUAUUGAUGUUUUCGCUGAUCUCUUGAAUGAUGCACUCUCGAUUAACACUGGUCUGAGUUCGUUAAACGGCACAUCCUCUAGGACCCGGAUUAUGGUGCCGAUCAAAAAGAAUGGCUCUUUCAUCGCCUUUGGCUUCUGCUGUAGACGGUGACAACUCGCCCCCUAGCGCUAUACGGGUAUGUGAGCAACCGGUUUACUGUUCCGUGAACUGAAAAACAUUUUUGACUUAAUUUUUCUUAUUCAGGAGCUUGGAACGCGUGUGUUGUUCUUCAUGGAUGCGCUGUGUAAAAGUCAAUGUGUUCUGGUUGUGUCGCACGCGCCAUGACGACGCUGUGGUUUUGGACUCGUGAAUGUCUCCGACUAACUAGCUGACUGCUUGUCCCAGACAACCAGGUCCCGUUGGCUAGAUGAACUAGUCAGGUUUCAGAAUUGCAACCAGUGAAAGCUUUCUUGAUUUUCAUGAACGGACAUACACAUUAGGUUAUCUUCGCUCCCCUGUUCCGAAGUCAAGAUUCGACGUCCCUAUACACAGAUGCAAAUUUGCGACGCUUCAGCAACGCAAGGCCUCGCAUUUGGCAUGAACACUUCUUCGAAAGGUACUGAGUGCGGUAAUCAACAGGGCCAAACAAAU
Molecule: messenger RNA, 2171 nt
Organism: Toxoplasma gondii ME49
Lineage: Eukaryota; Apicomplexa; Conoidasida; Eucoccidiorida; Sarcocystidae
Exons: 1
Coding region: 350-649 (99 amino acids)
Source: RefSeq, a predicted model, not a curated record